AUUAAAUAUAGAGUUGUUCUUGUUCGAACUCGACUAGCAUCGUCAUCAAUAACAUGAGGAGCUGAAAAUGCAUCAAAAUGCCUGCUGGGUCACCAACGCGACGUACAAGUGGGAAAGUUCCCAAUAGUGCGGGCCGGGACCGCCUUACGGGUCUACGAACGGGAAGCGGGCUAAAGGAAAAGAGCCCUAGAGAUGGGUCCUACGGUUCAGUUGCCGGACCCGAGUCGACGGGGAAAAUCAUCAAAAUCCUCAGCGACAUCGAUAGGGAUGCGAAACUGUACUCAGAUUGAUUGUAUAGUUUUCACCUCUAUCCCUUCUAGGCGAACGGCUUGAAGUAAGAGUUGUCUGCUAGAAGAUUUGGUGCAUACAGAUGGUGACAGAAACAAAUUUGAGAAUGGUCGGAAGGAGUAACUAAUCCUUCUUAAACCCACAUCUCUUACGAGUGCGAUAACUUCUACUCUUCUUCACAACUUCUAUACCUGUUCUGUAAAACGGUGUACUAGGUACCUAGCCGACAUUGCGACGAUUUCGCACAAUAUAAAUGUCUUGUCGCAGGACAUGCGUCAGGCCAUAGGGCAGCAGGCGGAAGACAAGAUUGUAGCUGACGUUGCUAAGUUGGUUGACCAGGCGAAGGGAUACAACGCAAAAGUAAAAGCGUGUAUCGAUGACCUGGAGAAGGUGGGGUCGAGUCGUGCGCAGAGCCUCACGAAGCAUGAGCGGACCUAUUGCCAGUCGAUUCUCACGCACACAAGCGCGGCGUUUCAAGAACACGUAUUUUCUCUUUUUGAAGGAAGAAUAGGGAGCUGUGACGGAGUCGUUCAAAUUUAGUAGUCUACUAAGCUUAGAAGACGCAAAUCCAAAUUGAUGUAAGAACAAUUCACAGAGGCUUCACAUCAUCCAUCAGGUGAAAAAGCUGCUUGCUGCUCAGAGUGGUUUCGAGCUCGAGCAUAAGGCCAAGAUGAAGGUGCAGGUUCACGUUUUGUACCCAGAGGCUUUGCGAAAGGAGGUCGCAGAAUUGGUGGAUGGAGACCCAGGCGCCAUGCAAUUGAUGCUCCAGCGCAAGUUUGAAAAUACUUUAUGUUGAUCGGGAAAAAGAUAAGGUUACUUAAAUAGAUGAAUGGUUCGGGUAUUUGGUAACCUGAGUUCGAUCCUAAGGGAAAACAAGAAGAGAACCCUUAGGAUCAAAUUCAGGCUAUACCAAAAAUACCAGAACCAUACAAUAGAGGUUCACAGGCGGGGGAGGCAUUUUUAGAGGUGGACUCUGUAGAAGAGGUUGCUUUACAGGUGGACCACGCUGUAACACCAGGCUCUUGAGGCUAAUUUUAAAUACGUUGUUGGGCCCCUACCUGGUAUAGACUCAAGAGUGAAGAUCAAGAGCGUGGUUUUGGUUUUGGGGUACUUAUGCAUGUAGUGUGGCGUAUGUACGAAACAAAUCAAGACGUUUCGUUCUAAUCCAAGUUAGUGACAACGAUGCCAAUCAGCGUGGGCUGCAGGAGUCAGUGCGAACGCUACGAGGCCAGCACGAUUCUCUACUGAAAUUACAGGAAGAUGUCCUAGAUUAUGGGUGCAGGGAAUUCAUCUCCAAAGUCAUCUGGAGGAGAAAGACAAGCGAAAAAAGGGACCCAGAUGAUCCCUGCGAUGAAUUCCCGAUACCUCUAACUAGAGCUCAACGAGCUGUUCUUCUAUCUCUCCGCCCUCGUCGAUCGGCAGCAUGACUAAGGCUUUUUACAAGAGUUAGAACAUUUAGAUGCUUUGCUUUACGUACUUAUAUUUCAGGCUAAGCACUAGUUAUUCGUGGAACAUACAUUUAUCUUUCUCCAGUAAGUAUAAGACAAACAUUCAAGAAGAAACAUGGUGCGAAAAUAUAGAACCCAGUGGUCCUAAGAAUGUUGUUUUGUGAAACACUACAAGUUCGUACCUUCUCUACAGUCAAGUAGUUUUCACUACUUUGACCUUUCUAAUCCUGGCAAUUGCUUACCAUCGAAGCGAAUGUAGAUGCUACAGACGAAUACGUGGGUCAGGGCAUAGUGAAACUGGAGAAGGCAGAGGUGCACCAGGAGAGCUACGAGUAUAAGCGUUCAUGGAUCAUGGGCGGGAUCUCAGCCCUGACCAUCGUUGGAGUCAUUCUUAUGUUGCUCGCCCUUAACUUUGAAAAACAAGAAUAAGAGGAGAGCUAAAAACAAGAAACAUCAAAAGCUUGAUCCGAUCAUUAUUCAUUGGCAAAUGUAGAAUGAUCCUACGUCUCUAGGCUUGGGGUUCGCUUUUUGUGAUAAUAUUUUUAAGGACUUGCUUAAGACAGGGGGCUAUCAUACUUUAUAGUGAGCUUUAAAAUCAAAUAUACACUGAGGACUACGACUAGUCACUUAGUAACCAGAAAGAAUGCCUAGUUGCACUCUCUAACUCUUUGCUGGUCGUUCUGUUCGUGUGGUGUUGUGGUGUACCGGGCAAAGACACUUGUACCGGUGCCUCCUGUGGCGGAAAGAGUGCUGCGCCGCCACCAGCAGCGGCGCCACCAGCAGCGGCGCCACCAGCAGCUGCACCGACGGCUGCAGCACCGACAUCAUCGGCACGGCCAGCAAGUCAGGGGAGCGUCAAAAGUCAGUCGAAGGAAUUAUCGACCUCAGCUUCUUCCUUUUUUUCGACAUGGAGGUCCGGCCGUUCUGGUAGGUCGUAAGCUCAGAAGCUCAGUUUCCACUCGACAUGUGCAGCUUUCCUCCUCAAAGACCCUUCAAACACCAAAUUCAAAUUUAUUUUGUACCUCUAAUUUGUCCAUAUUAGCCAACAUGCAUUCUGUAUUACAUAAAAAUUACAUCAUCGCAUAUUAUAGGGGAUGGAAAAUAGAUUCUUAGAACCCUUCAUAGUCUCAGCAAAGCUGAAAGAUUUGCAUAUGCAGUAUCUACCUAAUCAUCGAUGGAGGCAUUCCCAUGUGACGUAACCCGGUAGACGUAACCCUAAUAGAUACUGAGUUUGGAUGGAAACAAAAGAACCAGGUUGAAGUUGUUGUUCCCAUUUGCAUGUAUAGCAUGUAAAUCUCAAAUUUAUCUUCAUACCACUGCAAUUGUCGUUGAAAAGCAAUGUCGAUCCCGGGAGACCUUCCUAUUCCACAGUAAUUAUGGCGAAAGUUCAAAGUUGUAUUUUUCAAUGUCGCUAAUUUAUUGAUCCGAUCAUACUUCAAUGAAUCACUGCAAUGGAGGAAAAUUCAGUAUUGAAGGUUGGUAUUUGAUCAAAUCGAAUAGAUGUCAGAAAAAUGCUGCUGCAGAUGAUCCUGUCAUGCCAAUCGAAUGCUUGACGAUGUGUCUAGUCUUGCUUCUC
This is a messenger RNA of Amoebophrya sp. A25, 3312 nucleotides long. The record is from the annotation of a GenBank genome assembly. Lineage: Eukaryota; Dinophyceae; Syndiniales; Amoebophryaceae.